This is a messenger RNA of Synchytrium microbalum, 3339 nucleotides long. RefSeq lists its product as uncharacterized. Bases 1 to 3339 code for a protein of 1112 amino acids. The transcript has 19 exons. Lineage: Eukaryota; Fungi; Chytridiomycota; Chytridiomycetes; Synchytriales; Synchytriaceae. The record is from RefSeq and is a predicted model, not a curated record. Gene Ontology annotation, cellular component: phosphatidylinositol 3-kinase complex, class III, type I; phagophore assembly site; phosphatidylinositol 3-kinase complex, class III, type II. Gene Ontology annotation, biological process: late endosome to vacuole transport; cellular response to nitrogen starvation; autophagy.
AUGACGGGCAACAGUACAGCCAACUACUCGUAUGCGACCUUCUUUUGCGGGACAUGUGAGCAGCCUAUCCGACUGGACUCUUCUCUCCUGGAGCAUCAAUCUCUCGAAGACGCAACAGGCAAGUCAUUUAAAUGUUUUGCACCAUUAUUGGAUCAAGCUCGAUCAUUUCGAAAUCUACGAUCAACAACACUGCGUCCAACUCGCAGAGUCUUGCCUCCCGAAAUAUCCACUUCUUCACUCGAACGACGCACUACCGGCACCAACAAUAACAACAAUAGUGCCAUGUGGAGAACGGGUGUCCCUGUCCAAGAUUCCUUUGUAAUGCUAUCACGCUCACAAGUCAAUGCAACGCCUUCUGCCUCUGCAUCGUCAUCAAAUCUACCUCUACAACAACAGGACUCUUCACAGCAACGAGGCAAUCUCAGUCAUCGACUGAAAACUGCUGGAAAACUAUUCGACUUGAUAUCUGGAGUGUCACAAGUAGAUCACCCACUAUGUCAGGACUGUGCCGAUGAGCUGACAAUCAUGCUGGAAAAGCGUCUGUCUGAAGUCCGUAAAGAGCGGGACGUCUAUUCUGCCUAUCUCGACAAGCUGGAAGUAGACCGAGAAUCUGGAUCUGAGGAUAACAAGAUUACGGAGCAUGAUCUUGCAGCUCUCAAGGAAAGAGAAGACCAGUCACUACGAGUUUUGAAGGAGCUCGAGGACGAAAAAGUCCACCUAAAACACGAACUGGAAUUACUGGAAGCCGAGUUACAUGAAUUAGAUCAUCUGGAGGCAUGUUACUGGCAAGACGUCAACGAGUACGAAACAGAAUUGCGUGAAUUCCAAGAUGAGAGAGACAGCAUUCAGAUGCGACAAGAGCAUACAGACCGUCAACUUCAAAACUUGAGAAGGACGAAUGUCAUCAAUGACACGUUCAGGAUAUGGCAUGAUGGACCUUUUGGAACUAUAAAUGGUUUCCGUCUUGGACGUCUUCCUUCCAUCCCAGUCGAUUGGUCUGAAAUCAAUGCAGCAUUGGGUCAGGUCCUGUUGCUUAUGGACACUCUAACAAACAGACUCAGUUUCACAUUCAAAACGUAUCGUCUGGUGCCCAUGGGCAACUUUUCCCGUAUUGAGAAGAUUGAAGGAGACAAGGCUAGCUAUGAGUUAUAUGGAUCGGGUGAUAUAGCUAGUGUACUCUUCUACAACCGUCGAUUUGACAUUGCCCUUAUCGCACUUCUGAAUUGCUUGCAGCAAUUAUGUGAACUCGUAGAGCACGACGGAGCCUUCAAGUUGCCAUACCGAAUAAGCAAGGAUAAGAUUGGAGACACAUCUAUACGGCACUCCAAUCUCGAUGAUACGUGGACGAAAGCACUCAAGUUCGUGUUGAUCAACCUGAAAUGGGUAUUGGCUUACGCUUGGAAUUGUGAUUAUGCGGUCCUUUGGACUGACGUGCUACCCUCCCUAGAAAUCGCCAACGCCUUUGCCUCAUUUGCCUCAUCACUCUCUGCCCAGGAUGAUAGCAGAUUCAUUAACAACGCGUUUAUGGUUACCUCCGCACUGAUUGGGGCAGGUUGUGGCAUGGGUCAACGACAAGCCACAUUAGAAGGCAUUCGUAUGGUCUUGUCAUCAAACGGUGGGAGUGAUAUCCUCUGUGACUUGGUCGGAUGUGGUAUAUCAUGGCGUGCUAAUGCUCAAAAGAACGUUAUUGUACUUACUGAUGGGGAUUCUGAUCUCCCUACAAACGUGAACUACCGAAUGACAAAUCAGUCACCCAGUACAUCCAUGUGCUGGGGAUCGUAUCUCUAUACUCGCGACAUAAGUGGCAACCUUGUCGAAAAUGGUUGUUCGAGCAACCUCCAAUAUGAGCCAAAGUGGACCGGUUCUAUGGCCUUCAUGGACUCAUUAACGAGUGGAGGACCUAUACCUACAUAUUACCGGACUGAUAGCGGACCAAUCUCACUACAGCAGUCUUGGUAUGAUGAGAUUGCAGCUACUGCCAAACUGAUUGUUCAAAAUGGUGCCAUUGUCCAUCUUCUGAUGCAGCCUGCGAGUGACACGUCUUCUGUCCCGGCACUCUUCGCCCCUCGCUCACAAUUUAAUGGAUACAACGAGUACUUUCGUAAAAUCGGUGCGCAAACGACUUCGGCCAAUAACACUCAAGUUUUGCAAUUUGGCGAUCCUGCUGUUCAAUCCAUGGAUUCAGAUUAUUUGAACUUUAAUCCGAAACUGACGAAUCAAAAUCUGGCCAGCGUUGGCUUGAAUUCGUCUCUUCAGUCGUCGGUUCUGUCUAUGGGUGGACUUCUUCGUCUCUUCAACAUUGGUGAUUUGACUACCAGCUCAACCGGAGCUUCUAGAUUUUUAAAUGCUGCGUUGAGUACAUCACUCACAUGCUCUUCUGACAAUACGAUUUACUCGCCUCCUGCCCCAUCACCAAAUCCAAGUGCAAUAGCCUCAGCGGCGUCUUCAGUAGCUCCUUCUCCUGUAGUGACGUCUGCCAACCCUAAUAUUUUGGCAUCAACAAUUGUCUUGAACUCCGUGUUACCAUCUCCCGUUCCAAGCACUGUCAUGGCUUCAGUCCUACCAUCUCCUAUUCCAAGCACCGUCAUGAGUUCCGUCUUACCGUCUCCUAUUCCAAGCACUGUCAUGGCUUCAGUAUUGCCGUCUCCGAUUCCAAGCACUGUCAUGACUUCAGUCUUGCCGUCUCCGAUUCCAAGCACUGUCAUGACGUCAGUCUUGCCGUCUCCGAUUCCAAGCACUGUCAGGACUUCAGUCUUACCAUCCCUCAUUUCAAGCGCUGUCAUGACUUCAGUCCUGCCAUCUCCUAUUCCAAGCACUGUCAGGACUUCCGUCUUACCGUCCCCCAUUCCCAGCACUGUCAUGCCGUCUCCUCUGCUGGCAUCCGCUAAACCUUCCAUUGUACCUUCUACUUUGGUCUACCCUUCGCCUAUGACAAGGGUAUCAGCGGCUUCAGCUCCCUCUUCUCCCACUCCAGCCAGUCCGUCUCCAAUGUCAACGAGCGUCUUGGCAGAUUCAGUGGUCAUACCGUCGUCCAUUCCAGCAACGUCAUCAUCUCCUGAUGCUUCACCAACACCGGAACCAUCAGGCGCAAAUGUAGUGCCUAUUGCAAUUGGUGGUGCGCUGGGUGCAGCGUCGAUAUUUGGUGCCAGCAUAAUCUACCGACGCUCUCGUCACCACCUUCCAGGAGCAGGUGGUGUAUCAGCAGGACCAGCAAGGCUCUCAACGAAUGGUCAUAAUCCAUUGUAUGAGGGGUUGAGCUCGUUGUCGGAGAAUCCUCUGUACGAAGACCCGUUGAGGAAGAUGGAUUUCUUUUCAUCAUCUUUCGCUGAUUUGGCCUGA